This is a messenger RNA of Dermacentor silvarum, 3855 nucleotides long. RefSeq names its product amine oxidase [flavin-containing]. The transcript is spliced from 23 exons. The coding region runs from base 195 to 2795 and encodes 866 amino acids. NCBI's taxonomy places the organism in Eukaryota, Metazoa, Arthropoda, Arachnida, Ixodida, Ixodidae. Gene Ontology annotation, molecular function: oxidoreductase activity. The record is from RefSeq and is a predicted model, not a curated record.
CGGCUUAGCGCUGCGCGCAGCAGCACCAGUGGGUCUCGAAACGGAAAAUCUGGCGAUUGAUUUAUUACGCUCAGCCUAUAUCGCUCGACGCGCCGCGCCCUUCGGCGACGCGUAUACAAGCAUUCCACGCCGCCAGCUGAGUACGACGCACACGCGACAACGCGCUCCCUGUUCCUGCCGUUUGUCGCCGCGUUAUGAGCGCCGAAAACGGCUCACCGGGAUCGCCCGUGGUGGCGGCGGCCGUGCUACAACAACCGAUGUCGUUCUCGCAGCACAGAGGUCGUCGCCGGUUGCCGGACGGGAUGGACCAGUCGGCAGGGCCCGGAUGCAACGGAAGACCAGCUGCCAGGAAGACCACGGUGCUGGUCAUCGGAGCAGGCCUCAGCGGGCUGUCGGCUGCCAAGCUGCUGUCCGAGCGCGGCGUUGACGUCACUGUCCUCGAAGCACGACAGAGGGUCGGAGGCCGCCUGUUCACUGUCAAGAACGAGCUGGUUGGCUGGGUCGACCUGGGCGGCUCGUAUGUGGGCCCCACGCAGAACCACAUCCUGCGUCUGGCAGACGAGCUGCAGGUGGACACGUACAAGUUAUUCGACGACCUCAAGAGCCUGCAGUUCAGCGAGGGCAAGGCGUACCCGUAUGAAACCAUGUGGGCCCACUUCGGAAUAAAUGACCCUCUGGCGUGGUUCGACAUCAACUACGUCAUGCGCAGGAUGGACAUCAUGAUGGAGCAGAUUCCCGUCGUGGAUCCAUGGAACUGCCCCCACGCGGCAGAGUGGGACGCCAUGACGCUGCAGAACUUCUUUGAGAAAGAGGCGUGGACUAAGGGCUGCCGCGACCACCUCAGCGCCCUGGCACAAGUAAACUUGGCCAGCGAGCCGAGCCAGGUGUCCCUGCUGUGGGUGCUGUGGUGCAUCAAGUGCUGCGGAGGGAACCGCAGGAUGUGCAGCAUCUUAAAUGGCGCUCAGGAAAGGAAAUUCGAAAACGGCUCCAUGACAGUGUGCGAAAGGCUCCUACAGCUGCUGAAAGCAUGGUCAUGGUCCAAGGGUCUUCAUUUCCGAAAAUGGUCUAGAGUCCAGCCAGUUAAAUGCUGUUCGAAGAGGUUCACGCUCGACGUCGUACCGAGGGCAGAGGCACAACGUCGAGCAUCGUACACUGGUAAAGUCGAGUUCGACGCCCAAGUAUGCCACCUUCAGAAGGACGAGAAGGGGGUCCGCGUGGGCGUCAUCGACGGCAGGGAGUUCCAGGCUGACUACGUCAUCAUGGCGAUCCCGUUACCCAUUCAGCUGAAAGUGCACUACGAACCGCCACUACCGUCGCUGCGCAACCAGCUCAUACAACGUACGCCGGUCGGUUCGGUGUACAAGAUGAACAUCUACUAUGCCACGCCCUUCUGGAAGGAAAUAGGUUACAGUGGAACGGUAUUCUGCUGCGACGAUGAACUGGCUUUCAACUACAGCACGGAUGACUGCAGACCUGGAUCCUCGCUUGCGGCUCUUACAAUAUUCGCCAUUGGUGACAAGGCCUUGAGACUACAAGAAUUACCGAAGCACAUCAGGCCCAAAGUCAUAUCUGCGGAUUUGGCAAGAGCCUUCGAACACGAAGCGGCCUACAACAUUCCCGUCGUGGAUCCAUGGAACUGCCCCCACGCGGCAGAGUGGGACGCCAUGACGCUGCAGAACUUCUUUGAGAAAGAGGCGUGGACUAAGGGCUGCCGCGACCACCUCAGCGCCCUGGCACAAGUAAACUUGGCCAGCGAGCCGAGCCAGGUGUCCCUGCUGUGGGUGCUGUGGUGCAUCAAGUGCUGCGGAGGGAACCGCAGGAUGUGCAGCAUCUUAAAUGGCGCUCAGGAAAGGAAAUUCGAAAACGGCUCCAUGACAGUGUGCGAAAGGCUCCUACAGCUGCUGAAAGGUAAAGUCGAGUUCGACGCCCAAGUAUGCCACCUUCAGAAGGACGAGAAGGGGGUCCGCGUGGGCGUCAUCGACGGCAGGGAGUUCCAGGCUGACUACGUCAUCAUGGCGAUCCCGUUACCCAUUCAGCUGAAAGUGCACUACGAACCGCCACUACCGUCGCUGCGCAACCAGCUCAUACAACGUACGCCGGUCGGUUCGGUGUACAAGAUGAACAUCUACUAUGCCACGCCCUUCUGGAAGGAAAUAGGUUACAGUGGAACGGUAUUCUGCUGCGACGAUGAACUGGCUUUCAACUACAGCACGGAUGACUGCAGACCUGGAUCCUCGCUUGCGGCUCUUACAAUAUUCGCCAUUGGUGACAAGGCCUUGAGACUACAAGAAUUACCGAAGCACAUCAGGCCCAAAGUCAUAUCUGCGGAUUUGGCAAGAGCCUUCGAACACGAAGCGGCCUACAACCCUGUGCACUUCGAAGAGAAGAACUGGCUCGAGGAGCAGUACUCGGGCGGCUGUUACGUGUCCACGUUCCCGACAGGUGUCAUGAGCAAGUACGGAAAGACCCUGCGGGAGCCGUUCGGCCGGGUGUACUUCGCGGGCACGGAGACGGCAACUUCAUGGCCCGGCUACAUGAACGGCGCUGUGCAGGCUGGGGAGAGAGCUGCCAGAGAGGUCCUUUGUGCGAUGAAAAUGAUACGGAAAGACCAGAUCUGGGUGGAAGAACCAGAAUUCAAGGGCGCGAAAGCGCGGCCGUUCGAGUUGUCCUUCCUGGAGCGCCACCCUCCACACGUGCUGCUCGUCGCCGCCACGGGAGCCCUCGCCGCGUCCGGCGUCGCUUGCGUGGCGGCCUACGGUGUCUGGAAGGCAGUCACCGCCGUGCGGGGGCCGUAGACCGGCUUAGAUGGCAUUUAGCAGAGAACCGUCUUCGAGGCACAUGGCAGACCAGGGGGGGCCUUACCACCACAAGACCAGAUGGCGAAUUCCCUGCCGAAUAACUUCGUCUUUGUUGCCUCCUCGAAGUCAGUCAGAUAUGCGACAUUAUCUAAGAAGCCAGUGGUGGAAUCCCACUUGGGGGUCUCCCUCGCCAAGGCACUUGGCGAGUGAGGCACUUUCGAAACAGUAUAUUUAGUUAUGGCGGACCGGGAAUCUUGAACGAGUGUACCAUACGCGGAAAAUGUUCGACAGCGACGCGCUCGCGCGCCACCGUGUAUCCAACUUUUCUGCGCAUGUGCAAUGGCACCACUUCAGUGACGCACUUGUAGGUAAGUCGCACGGCACUGGAAUGGCGUUCUAUUACACCUCAGUAAGAGUACAGUUGUGGCAGUAGAGGAAUAUGGUUCUCCAGACGGCUGUAUCGGCUGGGGCCGGUUCUGCUCUGAUGGAUGAGACACAUGGCGUACGACGCGACGUCCGAUACAUUGUGGGACGGGUUUGAAGGAUGACUGCUCCGACUGUUGACAUUUUAAUAAAAUAUGUUUGAAAAUUCUUGGACGGUUGUUGGUACGACAGGUGGCACACUAGAACGCGUGCAUAACCGUACCUACCCCCACCUACCCAGCGGUGGGGGUUAAUGGUUAAAAAAGAAAUGGGCUAGAAGCCGCAGACGCCUGCUCAAAGCUGCUCCCGAAAAUACUCCGCAAUUUCCGUGGCAUCAAGUCGGCGCGAGUUCUUUAUUUACAACUUAGCAUGUAGCUGCGAGUACCAACCAUUGGGAAGACCCAGAGCGGUUUAUGCCCGGAGCGCUGGGAACCAGUGUUACGCAACUGCAGUGGUGCCAAGUCUUGUCUUGGUGCCGCAUUUCCGACCUGCUAUAACUUUCAUUAGCAAUGUUAUUUGCACAUGCCAACCACACAUUGAUCGGCGCGCGCUAUGUAAUUUCUGUGCUUUGUACCGCAAAGCUAUGGCUGAGCUUCCGUCAUUGAAUGAUCUAAUAAAUGUUUUAUUUUGGAAA